CCGAUCCGACUGCAAGGCUCGGCCCUCAGUCAGUCGCCGCCAAGAAGGCAGUUAGUGUAGUGAAAGUGUGUAGUGGUUGGCGACAUAUAGGCAUGGCAGGAAUCACUCAACACACCAUCAUCUUAUUGAUGGCCAUGUUCCUGCACUCACAUGCAGCCCAACUGCCUCAACCUGUUGCCACCACUAUGGAAGUUGGGCAAGAUGUGCGAAUAGAAUGUAACAGUAAUGACAUCGGUGUUUCCAUCUUCACAAAGUCUGGUGUCUUCAAUGGCAUGAUCUACCCCAAAGGCUUAUCGAAGAACUCAAGUUGCAUGAGUGAAUUCUUUCACCAGCGAAGUCCUGUACACUACAAGUUGCCGUUGCGCUCAUGCAAUACCAUGAGCACUGAAUUGUUUGAAGGAGGAGUUGAAUACUUCAACACAAUCGUAGUGCAACCUCAUAGGAAGUUGGUUACCAACCAAGGGAGAGGGUUCCAUAUUAGCUGCAGAUACCAGACCAGGGACAAAACUAUCACUAAUGAUAUCGAUGUCAGCACUAUGGAACCAACAACACUGUUUGCAACCAUGCCAAUGCCAGGAUGUACAAUGAAAAUAUUUUCUGGCGAUCCUUCUGACCGAGAAGUUGCAGAAAAUGUUAAGAUUGGAGAUCCUUUGACGUUGGUUGUGUCCAUUGAUGACCAAAACAUCUAUGGGCUGAAGGUGUCUGACUGUCUUGUUCGAGACGGACUUGGCUGGGGGGAACAAAGGCUCAUCGAUUCCUAUGGGUGA
Molecule: messenger RNA, 767 nt
Organism: Macrosteles quadrilineatus (aster leafhopper)
Lineage: Eukaryota; Metazoa; Arthropoda; Insecta; Hemiptera; Cicadellidae
Product: cuticlin-1-like
Exons: 6
Coding region: 93-767 (224 amino acids)
Source: RefSeq, a predicted model, not a curated record